Messenger RNA from Phascolarctos cinereus (koala), 1622 nucleotides. The record is from RefSeq and is a predicted model, not a curated record. NCBI's taxonomy places the organism in Eukaryota, Metazoa, Chordata, Mammalia, Diprotodontia, Phascolarctidae.
CGGAAACCUUGGGCACUAGGGAGAGGGGCCACUUCCCCCCCCCCCCCGUCCGAGCCCGGCGAGCCGAGGAGGGGCAGCCGGGGACCAGCUCCAAACCGAUCCUGGGACCCACCUGCCCUGGGGAGAACCCGUCCAACUUUGGGAAAGACUCGAGUCUCCGCUCUGGAUUCUCAGUGAAUCCCUAUAAAGGAAGACCUCAGUUUUCUCAUCGGAAAGGUGGGGCUAUGGAGUAUGGGAGGCUAGAGUUGGGGGAAAAGUGGCCCCGGUGCUGCAGUCCCUGUCUAAGAUGAGCACUCUCACAAGUUUGUCAUUAUAGGAAGUCUUCCAGAGACGGUAAUCUUCACCACCACCCACCCAAGCUCCUCUUCAUUUCCAGUGGCUACAGUUAGCUCAGGAUGGGGACAGAAAGGCAGGGUUCAGAGCCAGACUGCCAGAAGCAAUUCCACGCAGCAGUUACUGUCAUCCAGAGUUUACCCAAGAAUGGUUCUUAUCGCCCAUCCUAUGAGGAGAUGUUGCGUUUCUACAGCUACUACAAGCAGGCUACCCAGGGACCCUGUCAUGUGCCCAGGCCUGGCUUCUGGGACCCUAUUGGACGUUAUAAAUGGGAUGCCUGGCACAGUCUGGGCAGGAUGAGCCAGGAGGAGGCAAUGGCGGCUUAUAUUGCAGAGAUGAAGGUGGUGGCCCAGAAGGUGAUAGACACGGUUCCCUUGGGAGAGGUGGACGAUGGCAUGUUUGACUACUUUGUACCCUUGUACGAGAUGAUCCCUGACAUGCCUCAGCCCCCAGAGACCUUCUUGAAGAAACUCACAGCUCAGAAGGAGAAGAUGCCAAAUGGAGACAUGAGAACCGUCCUUGAGCCCCUACCACCUCCUGAGGAACCAGCCUGCCAGACAUCAGAAGCACAGCUACCCAGGGUGCCCAGUGUCCAUGGGAGAGCCUCCAUGGACCUGGAUUCUGAGGUUUUCUGUGAUUCCUUGGAACAGCUAGAGCCUGAGCAGGAUGAGUGGCUUCAGGAAGAGCUGAAGUUGGCGCAUGAAGGAGAGACUGAUGUCAGUAGUGACCACUUGCUUCCAAGAGAGAGAGAGAUGGUAGGAAGGGCUCCCCCGGGUCCCCAGGAGUUUGAAGCCUGGCUGGCCAGUACAGUUCAAGCCCUGCAAGAGAGCAUGCAGGAUGUCCAGGGGAGGCUGAGGUGUCUGGAGAGCCUGCCCCGCCCUACACAGAAUCCCCCAUCCCAGCAGGGGCCCUGGGCCUUGGAGCUCUCUACCCCCACACUCCUUCUCCUCCUCCUGUGGCCAUUCGUUGUCCAGUGGCUCUACCAACAGUUUCGGAGACAGAAGAGGUGAUUGGACCUUAGGGGACACUGCUGCUGCCAGAGGGGAUGAUGGGGGGAGGGGGGAGGAAGGUGCCUCCUGUUUCCUAGCCCUCCACAGUCUCCCACACUGCACCUGAGCCUUCCUGGGGAAGCAGGGAGGGCUUGGACCUCACCAGCUGGCCUCGUUUUCCUCACCUGUCAAAUGAGAGUGUCCGACUAGAUCUCUAAGGGUCCUCUCCAACCCUUAUUCUUCAGUCUAUGAGCUAUGUCACUAAGUAGUUGUGUGACCUUAGGUAAAUCGUUUUCCCUC